Messenger RNA from Owenia fusiformis, 1090 nucleotides. The record is from the annotation of a GenBank genome assembly. Lineage: Eukaryota; Metazoa; Annelida; Polychaeta; Sabellida; Oweniidae.
ACCUUUCAAUAUUUUGAGAUGGCAGAAUCAACAUGUGAAUGUAAGAUUGGUCCUUCUAUUUUGAACUCGGAUUUGUCAAUGUUGGCAUCCGAGUGUCAGAGAAUGAUGGAUUGCGGGGCUGACUACAUUCACCUUGAUGUAAUGGAUGGUGCUUUUGUGCCAAACAUCACCUUCGGUCAUCCUAUCGUCAAAUGUCUUCGACCAAAAUUGCCAUCUGCAUUCUUUGAUAUGCACAUGAUGGUUGCCAAACCAGAACAGUGGGUUGAGAACAUGGCUGAUGCAGGUGCAAAUCAAUAUACAUUCCAUAUUGAAGCUACAGAUGAACCUGAAGCUUGCAUCAGGAAAGUGCGUGAAGCAGGAAUGAAGGUUGGUCUAGGUAUAAAGCCUGGUACUCCAGUAGAUGUACUACUCCCCUAUGUUAACCAUGUAGAUAUGGUUCUUGUCAUGACAGUUGAACCAGGAUUUGGUGGACAGAAAUUUAUGGCUGAUAUGAUGCCAAAGGUAGCAACUCUUAGGCAGCAGUCACAGUUACUUGACAUUGAAGUAGAUGGCGGAGUGGGACCUGCUAAUAUAGACCAAUGUGCAGAGGCAGGGGCCAACAUGAUAGUAUCAGGUACAGCUGUAGUAAAAAGUGACAAUCCACGAGAAGUGAUCAACCAAUUACGUAGAUCUGUUCAGGAGGCUAUACAGAAAUCUCAGUUAGAGAGGUAGCCGCUGAAGUAUAAACUUAAUGGAAUAAUUGAAUUGCCAACACUCAUCCUAAUAGUCUAACUAUUUGUAUGAAUUUUCAACUGUCGAUGAAGAAUAUUUGACACAUUUCAAGAAAAAUUGGAUUUACUUCCAUGAAGAAUUGGUGGUUCUUAUGUUCAAUGAUUGAAGGAUAGGAACACAUCAACAGUAAUAGUGUAACAUAUACAUGAACAAAUUGUCACAUGUUUCAUCAUAAAUUGGAAUUCUGUAGACAUCAUGGAUAUUGAACAUUGAACAGUUCUAUAUAUGUUUAAAUGAAAGCAAAGAUGAAACAGUGUGAGGAUAGUGCAGCAAUAAGGUCAGUUUUAGUUAAGAUGUUUCUUGUUUUGAUGUCGUUCAU